Molecule: messenger RNA, 966 nt
Organism: Chrysochloris asiatica (Cape golden mole)
Lineage: Eukaryota; Metazoa; Chordata; Mammalia; Afrosoricida; Chrysochloridae
Product: olfactory receptor 5K3-like
Exons: 1
Coding region: 1-966 (321 amino acids)
Biological process (GO): sensory perception of smell; G protein-coupled receptor signaling pathway
Cellular component (GO): membrane
Molecular function (GO): odorant binding; G protein-coupled receptor activity; olfactory receptor activity
Source: RefSeq, a predicted model, not a curated record
AUGGCAGAGCAAAAUCACUCCUUGACAACUGAGUUUAUCCUCAUGGGAUUUAUGGAUCACCCAGAUCUGAAGACUCUUCUGUUUGUGGUGUUCUUUGCCAUCUAUCUCAUCACCAUGGUGGGGAAUCUUGGUUUGGUGGUGUUGAUUUUCAUGGAGCGCCGUCUCCAUACACCAAUGUACAUCUUCCUGGCCAACCUGGCUUUGAUGGAUUCCUGCUGUUCUUGUUCCAUUACCCCCAAAAUGUUACAGAACUUCUUUUCUAAGGACAGAAUGAUUUCCCUCUAUGAAUGCAUGGCACAAUUUUAUUUCCUCUGUCUUGCUGAAACUGCAGACUGCUUUCUCCUGGCAUCAAUGGCCUAUGAUCGCUAUGUGGCAAUAUGCCGUCCACUGCAGUAUCACACCAUGAUGUCGAAGCAACUCUGCAUUCAAAUGACCAUAGGGGCCUACAUAGUUGGGAACCUGCAUCCCAUGAUUCACGUAGUACUACUAUUGAGGCUAACCUUCUGUGGAUCUCAUCAAAUCAAUCACUUCUUCUGUGAUGUUCUUCCACUAUACAGACUCUCCUGUGUUGAUCCUUAUAUCAAUGAAUUGAUGAUAUUUAUCUUCUCAGGGUCAGUUCAAGUUUCCACUAUUACCACAGUCCUAAUCUCUUAUAUUUGCAUUAUUUACACAAUUUUCCAAAUGAAAUCCAAAGAGGGAAGAAUGAAAGCCUUAUCUACUUGUGCAUCUCACUUUCUUUCUAUUUCAAUAUUUUAUGGUUCCCUUCUUUCCAUGUAUAUUAGGCCAAGCUCAGUUCAAGAAGCAGAUAAAGACAUACCAAUUGCUAUUUUUUAUACUCUAGUAAUUCCUUUAUUAAACCCUUUCAUCUAUAGCCUAAGAAAUAAGGAAAUAAUAAAUGCUAUGAAAAGAAUUAUGAAGAGAAAAUCUCAUAACAUUCUGAAACAAAUAUCCCCUGCGACAAAUUGA